AUGACCACUACCUCCAGUGCAACCAUCCCGAAGCCGGUCGACGGUCCGCGUUCAGACUACCUCUCCUGGGAGGAAUAUUUCAUGAGCAUUGCCUACCUUUCGUCCCUCCGUAGCAAAGACCCCAGCACCAAGGUCGGCGCGUGCAUCGUGGAUAACAAAAAUCGCAUCAUCGGCAUCGGCUACAAUGGUUUCCCGACCGGCUGCUCUGAUAAGGACCUCCCGUGGGUUUCGGGAAGGAGUAGUACCACCGCUACAACAAAUAAGGCAACAAAAAGCAGCGGCGAACUAGGACCAGAAGCGCAGCCAGACACGGAAAAUGAAGGAGCGGAAGAUCUGCAACCACUCACACCCUGGCUGGACACGAAAUACCCCUUCAUUUGCCAUGCCGCGAUCAACGCAAUUUUGAAUUCGCAGUCGAAUCUGGAGCAAGAGUGCACACUGUACACAACCUUGUUCCCGAACGACGAGUGCUGCAAGCUGAUCGCUCAGACGGGAAUAAAACGGGUGGUCUACGGGGAUGAUAAAUACCACGACAAGGACAGCUGGGUUGCCGCCAGGAAAAUGCUGCACAUGGCAAACGUGAAGGCCGUGAGUUUUCGGGAGUUCAUGGGCAAUGUGAAGAAGAGGAAGAGGGGUUGGCUGAGCUGGGGAUUAGAGAUAUUCUCAUCUUCAAGCAGCUCAGCCUCUAUAACUACGUGGUGCAAGAAAGCGCUCUUUUGUAGUCCUGGUGAAGAGGUUGAGGCAGUACAACAAGCAAAAAAAGACGAUAGCACUGCUUCCACUCUAUUCAUCUCGUCUUCGUCUGCGAAACUCGUGAAGAAUCUGUGCACAUUAGCCUGUGGGCUGAGUCUAGGAUUUCUCCUGUCAACAUCCGCUGCCAGUACCAUUUCAGGCGAAAAAGCGUUGCAAUCGUCAAACAAUAGUGCGGUGGCAAGAAUGGUCAGGAAGAAAGACACACUGAUUGACGCAGUGAUGAAGCUGACAGAUUUUCCAGUUAUCGUGCCAGUGAUGAAAAAAGCGUGAUAGUAGAUUAAGAUUUUAAUUCUACCACCGAGGCGACAGCAUGCUGACGCAGAGAAACACAACGAAAAUAGUCGACCUGCUACUUCCAAUCGAUGGAGGAAUUAGAAUUAAAUCGAUCAAUAAAAAAGGCGUGUUCUUUUUUGAACGAUGCUUCAUUCUACCAUUUUGACUGCUGUGGCUGUACAAACUCCUGUAGUAGUGCGCGACUAAAAAGAGACCCCGCGCGUCUCCGUC
This is a messenger RNA of Amoebophrya sp. A120, 1257 nucleotides long. NCBI's taxonomy places the organism in Eukaryota, Dinophyceae, Syndiniales, Amoebophryaceae. The record is from the annotation of a GenBank genome assembly.